CCCUAAAGCUAGUUUCAUUUCUCCCCGCUCCAGAGUCACCCUACAGAAUUCUCUUCCUUGAAGGUUCCUGGAAAGGGUCGCGAUGGCCGAGCUGCAGCUGACCGAGGAGAUGACCUGUUCCAUCUGCCUGGAGCUCUUCCAUCAUCCCGUCACUAUCCCGUGCGGCCACAACUUUUGCUCACCCUGCCUAAACGAGACGUGGACCGUCCAGGGCCCCCCGUUCUACUGCCCACAAUGUAGGACAAGCUUCCUGACGCGGCCACAGCUGCAGAAGAACACGGCGCUGUGCUCAGUGGUGGAUCAUCUGCAACAAAUACAGAGCCGCCAGGAAUUGGGGUCCCUCUGCGAGGAGGCCAAACGUGGCGAGAGCUGGGACCUGCCGUCGAGGAAGGAGGGGCAGGGGAAGGAAGCGGAGGCUGUGUCUGUGGCUUGCGACCACUGCCUGCAGGCUCCAGCAGCCAAGACGUGCUUCACUUGCAUGGCAUCCUUCUGCCAGGAACACCUCCGGCCACAUUUGGACAAUCCCGCGUUCCAGGGCCACGCGCUGCAGCAGCCUGUCCCGGACCUGGCCCGUCGCAAGUGCGCCGAGCACAGUCGCCUGCGGGAAUUCUUCUGCCCCCAGCACGGUGCCUGCAUCUGCUGUGUCUGCCUGGUGGGGCACAAGACCUGCUCCCCGGUGGCCCUGGACAUUGCCAGGAACGACCUGAAGUCCAAGAUGAAGCAGAAGCUGACAACUGCAUAUGAUGAUAUUAAUAAGGCUUCAAGCGCAUUGAAAGAUGUCAAGUUGAAACAACUUGCUGUGCAGGAAACAGCUGCCAGAAAGAUAGACUUGUUGAAACGUGAAUAUGAAGAAAUGAAAACCCUCAUUGAAUCAGAGGAGAAGAGAGCUCUGCGGAAGCUGAAAGAGGAAGAAAAGAGAGUCUUGGACAAAUACGACUAUGUCCAUCAGGUCCUACUCAAGAAAAAGAAGGAAAUUGAGUUUGUGAAAGAAGAGAUUGAACUGUUGCUCACAAAAGAUGAUGAGAUUGCCUUUUUAGAGAAAGCCUCAAAACUACAAGAAAUUCUCAUCAAGUCUGUGUACGUACCAAAGAAUGAAUUAAACCAAGAGAUGAUCAAUGGUGUAUAUCAACACGCAUUCUCCCUUAAAGAGGCAUUGAAACAUAAUAUAACCCACCUUCAAGAGAAGAAAACAGAAGAGGCAACUAGCUCAGAUGACUCUGGAAAGCCUUCAUCUUCCUUUAGACCAGCAUAUCCCACCAAAGAUCAUUACCAAACAAGACGGAUCCAGAAAGGGGACAAACCACAGCCCAAGGCACAGGGAUACCAGCAGGAGAAAAGUGGAGUUACAGAACAGAAACAGGAAAAGAAACCUAGAACAUCUACCCCUGUUCCUGCAGCGACCCCCAGCCAGAAACCUAGCCUGGGAACCAUGCCAGACUUGGCAGAUUUAAAAACAGCCCUCUCAGAUACUACAGAAAAAGGUGCGGCUGCCUUACCAAAGAACUCACCGACUCGGAAGACACAAAUACUAGAAACCUUCUUAGCAAAAUCCAGACCAGAGCUCCUGCAAUAUGCUACUCAAGUGGUUCUGGAUUUCAACACUGCCCACAACAAAGUGGCUUUGUCGGAGAAUUACACUGUCGCAUCUGUGGCCACAGUCCCCCAGAAUUACCGACCCCAUCCCCAGAGAUUCACUUUUUGCUCUCAGGUGCUGGGUCUGCAUGGUUAUAAGAGGGGAGUCCACUACUGGGAGGUGGAGCUGCAGAAGAACACAUUCUGUGGCAUUGGCAUUUGCUACGCCAGCAUGGAUCGCCAGGGUCCUGACAGCCGCCUGGGCCGCAACAACUCCUCCUGGUGUGUGGAGUGGUUCAAUACCAAGAUCUCCACCUGGCACAAUGAUGUGGAGAAAAACCUGCCCCUUACCAAGGCCACCAGGAUUGGCGUGCUCCUGAAUUGCGACGAUGGCUUUGUCAUUUUCUUUGCCAUCACAGACAAAGUCAGCCUGAUCUACAAGUACAAGGUGGAAUUUUCAGAGGUGGUGUACCCUGCCUUUUGGGUAUUCUCGAGUGGCACCACUCUCUCCAUUUGCUCCCUGAAAUAAGUCAUUUCACUCAAAGGGUGAGACCUAGUGUUCACACUAUGUCCAACUUGGGUUAUAUCCUGUGCUGAGUUCGAAUAACUCUCCUCUUUGAGCUAAGAUUGAUUGAUUGUAGGAGAAACUUCCUUCUCUGAUACCAUGAUGAUGUUCUUGUUUGGAUAAUUUUAGAGAUAAUUCUGUGUGAUGUUUGGAAAUGGAUUUGGGAUGGGGAAGAGCAUUCAUGUUGCUAGUGGAUGGUACUUGGGGUGAAUUUUAAAACCUAAAAUCACAUUUUCUUUAGGUGAUGUGACAUCUCAAAGUUGUAUAGGCCAGUGCUGGUAAUAGCAGGCCACUGGGCAGUUUGCACAGACUUAGAGCACUGCUACUCAUUCCCAAACCCCAGAGAAGUAUAACUAGUACAGGCUGUCCUACAGGCUGCCAGGUACAUGCCUUAUUGGGUAUGCCCUGAGGGUUGGGUUUAAUUCAUGUGCUAUACUAUCCCCUGCCAUUUUUUCUUCCCCUAGCCCUAAUGCUCCUGAUCAUCUUUGUCUCUCUGUAUUAUUUUUUUCUUAAGUGUUGUAGGAAGAGAAGCAUUCAAGGCUGGAAUCUUGAUUGCCAACCUUCCUCCACACCUGCUAACCUCACAACUUAUAAUUCACAAGUGAAAGAGUUUCAAGAGAUUUGCUAACUAGUCUUGUGUUACUUGGUAAAAAUAGGGAAGAAGGGGCUUGUAUAUUUUCAUGUUCUAAGAAAAGAAAUUCUUCAACAUUUCUUUACCAAAGAACCAAAAUUAAAAAAAAAAAUCAUUUUUUUCUCACUGUUGGUAGUUUUUAAAAAAACUUUUCCUUUCUGAGAAAGUAUCAGAGUCUUAGAUAUGGCUCUGGAAGCGAUUGUAAAGAUCAUUUAGCUCAAUCCCUUUAUUUUAUAGAUAAGAAAACUGGGAUCCAGUUUACAUUUGACUUCCUCAAGGUCAUACAAAUUGUGUGACCAGAGCAAAGAUUUGAGCUCCACUUUUCUGGCUCUAAAAGCAAUGCUCUUGCUACUGCUGGCAGAAAUAGAGCCUGUCACUGUAUUUGCCCUCUCUUCAGGUGAGAAUAAUUAUUUUCCUUUCUGAUAAUCCUUUAAGAGCAUUCCUUGAUCAAUCCAAGACUCUAAAACCAGGUCCAAAAUGAGCCAUCGGGCUUUGGAAAGAUCUGACUACCAUUCCCUUUCCUGAGGCUCACUGAGACCUUUCCUAUCAUGGUACAUGUUUACAGAAGGAGAAAUAGCACUGGUGGUGUUGAUUAAUCCAGUCUCUUGGAAGCUUGUUAAUCUUCCCUCCUUUCAAACCUGAAUUUGUUUAGCAUGAUACCAUGGUUUUGCCGAAGUGUUUCUCACAUCUUCGUUUGUGAAUAACUCAUUUUUGUCUGUAUUUCCUCAAUGGGCUAAUGAGUUAUUGGCAGUAUGUAGAUGCAAGUCUAGACACAAACCAGGUGUGCACAAUGUCUGAAUCUUCCACAUGACUGUGUCUCGUAAGAGACUGCAUCCUGAUGACUUUGGGAGGCUAGAAAGAACACGUACUUGGGACUUUAAACUAGACUCCCUUGAAGAGUUAGACAGUUCAUUCAUGUUGAGGCCACUGGGUUCAUAAAUUUAGAGCUUGAAGUCAUUGUAGAUGCUGUGAAGUUCACCCUCAUUUUAUAAGAUGAGGAAACGGAGGCAUGUAGAGGGUGUGACUUAUGUAGCUACUUAAGUGCCAGAGGCAGACUAUGAACUCAGAUCUUUCCUGAAUUUCAAGUCUAGUGCUCUAAUUUUAUACCACAGGGGUCUCUAGUUUUUUCUUUUUUAUUCUUCCUCUUUGAAAUUUGGUUGUCUAUGUUAGUAGGUUAGCAUUCCCCCAACUAAUUUGGGCACAGAAUGCUCUGGGGCUUGAAGUGUUAGCCUGGGGGGAAAUUAGGGAUUUGGGAGGAUCACAAGGAAAAUAAUUGUGAAACAAAAAUAGAGGAAAUUGUCAGUUUUCAUUAUUGGGGAAUUAUUGUCUUUAAUAGGUAUUUCGGAUACAUAGAUGUUUUCACACCUAAUAUAUACAUUUUUUGAGGGGAAAAUAUUAUCUGUGGAAGCAUCUCACAGAAACCUCUAUCCAUGUCCCAUGUAAUAGAGUUUAGUCUAAUAACUUGCACAAAACCUGUCAUAAAUAUAAAUGACCUAAAGUAAUGGCCUGGGUUUUGUGGAGUAGUUAGGCAUCAGGAUCCCAAGGGAAACUGUUUUUACUCUUUGGACACUGGAAGGAAAGUUCUGGAGUCACCCUCUCAUCUUUUAAAGCCCUUCUUAGGUCCUCUGGGACAGAAGGCUUGCUCUGAGACUUAAUUUUAGAAAUCCCUGGAUCUUAAGGACAGACAAUCUGUCCUCUUCUCUCUUUCCCCGAGUAUGGUGGCAGAGUUGUGUCUUAGCAAGAUCUGCCACUAUUUCUCUUGAUAGUCACUCUGUGAGAGAAUAAUAAAGCAGAGUUACUCUUUACAAGAGAUUAAUCGAAAAAAUGGUUGAAACUAUGCAUAAGGAUACCUUAGGAAGUUCUCUUGGGACAUACAAAAGUUCACUUAGUUCCUGUUCUCCAAGAGAUUUAGGUGGGAGAAAGAAGACCUCUAGGUCCCCUUCCUCACUUUCCCUCCUCACUUUAGAGUGAUAAAUAGGAAAUGUAUGUAGCAUGGGGGGAAAAUGCUUCAGGAGGAGACAAGCCUGAGGACAAAUGAGAGGGAGGGGACCACUCUAUGUCAACCUCCUUAAGCAAGAAAAUAGUACAAGAUCCGAUUUCUCUAAUAUUUUUCUGACCCAAAGUGUAAAGGGCAGAUAAAGCUCCAAGAAAUAUGUUUUUCGUUUGUUUCUUAAAUAUCACAUCAAGCAUACUCCAGCAUUUAGGAUCUAAGUUUUAGGAACUUUGCCAACUCAGGGCUUUGAGCUAUUGUAAUUAUACUUCUAGCUUUUCCUUGAAUAUAAAUGCCAUAAAGAAGCAGGGGCUGGGGUCAUGGAGGCCUGAGGGACUAUCAUAUAUAGUUCUAUGCUUAAGAAUCAAGUUAAUUAUUGUAACAAUAUGUGACUGAUGCAGGAGGAAAGGGCUGUACAAUUAGCUGUCAGCUAAUUGUACUCUCCACAUUACCACCCCACAAUGAUUAAUGUUAUGAGUGGGGGGCAAAAUGUUGCAUACAUUUUUGUUGAGUCACUUUAAUCACUAUUGGUUGUUUUUGCCUGGUUUUCCUUAUUAUGCAUUACUUAGCAAAAUAUAGCAAAAGUUACAAGCUAAUAGGAUCACAAAGGUAGAGCUAGAAGGGUCCUCAGAAACCAUCUCAUCUAACCUCAUUUUGCAGGUGACACCGGGGCCAGGGAAGUGAAACAAUUUGUCCAGGAUCACAUAGACAGCAAGUGUUAGAGGUGGGAUUUGAUUCCAAACUGAACUGAGAUCCCGGUGCUCUUGCCAUUGUCCCAUGCUGCCCCCAACAUGUUUUUGCCUUUGAAUUCCCUGUACACAUGGUUAAUGUUUUAUAGAUGCUUUCUGUUUUUCAUCAUUGAUAACUUUGAGAUGGAAUUGUAGCUCAUGAUGUAUCCUUAAUCUGCACCCUACCAUUGAGCUCCAUUGAAAAUUGUAGAGGCUAUCGGAUCUUAUUUUUCAUGUCCCAUGGAAAAUAUCAGUUCUGUGAUUGUCUGAUAUAAACAUGGUCUAAAUCAAUGGUUCCUUUUGAAACUAAAUCCAAUAAAAUUACAUCAAAAUAGAAUUCAAUAAAAUUGUGUCCUAUCAUGUCACAAA
This is a messenger RNA of Monodelphis domestica (gray short-tailed opossum), 5855 nucleotides long. It is a transcript of the gene TRIM25, whose product is annotated as tripartite motif containing 25. Lineage: Eukaryota; Metazoa; Chordata; Mammalia; Didelphimorphia; Didelphidae. The record is from RefSeq and is a predicted model, not a curated record. Gene Ontology annotation, molecular function: RNA binding; protein binding.